Molecule: messenger RNA, 1718 nt
Organism: Mytilus trossulus (common blue mussel)
Lineage: Eukaryota; Metazoa; Mollusca; Bivalvia; Mytilida; Mytilidae
Exons: 4
Coding region: 76-1605 (509 amino acids)
Source: RefSeq, a predicted model, not a curated record
GUCCCACAAACAAACGCAUUUACCGUUGUGGGAAAGGAUAAACAAACGAUUAUUUUCUUGUAUAUUCUCAUCAAAAUGGUUGUUCGAUGUGCAUGGGGAACGUGUAAUAAUGACGAGAGAUAUCCAGAGCGAAUGCAAGGCCAUAAAUUUAUUCCUUUUCCAAAACCUAAACGUGAUUUAGAGAAAUGUCGCCGUUGGAUCAAGGCCUGUGGACGACCCCACGAUCAGCUGAACGUUGACCGCAUUAAUAAACACAAAGCUGUUUGUUCCAAACAUUUUAUUGGUGAAAAUGGUCCCAAUGAGCAGUAUCCAGAUCCCAUACAGGCAGAUGGUUCCGCAAUGAAGCCCAGUAGGAAAAUAAAGAGGAGAGGAAGCCCUGCAAAAAGCAACAAAAGAAAACUGAAGCUGGUUUUUCCUGACAAUGUACAAGAAGAUCAUAAACAGGAUCAGCCUUCAACAUCCCAUAUCGAUGACUUAAAUAAAUCCUCACAAACUGAUGAACAAUGGUUGUCUCCACUGGAUUUACUUGCAGCAUCUAUAGAAUGCCAUGAACUUAAAAAUGAACUUAUUUUAAGGAAUGAGGAAAUAAGAAACCUUAAGGAAUCUGUAGUCGUCCUAAAGGAAGAAAAUAAAACACUGAAAGAACAGUUAGCCGAAAGAAGCAGAUUUGGCAUAGAAAGUGUUAGAGUCAAAGAAGAAAAAAUUAAGGGGCUGUUCAAGUACUACACAGCGAUAACAUAUGUUCGAUUCUUGGCCUUAUUUUCUUUUUUAAUUCCACCAGACUUCUCCCUCGAGUAUGAGAAAGGCAGGACAGAUUUGAAAAAAUUGUCUCAAAUUGAUUGUCUUUUUCUUGUUUUAGUCCGUCUUCGACACAACUUCGGGCUCAAGGAUAUAGCCAUGAGAUUUGAAAUCAGUACACAAUCUGCAAGCAGCCUAUUCAAUACAUGGAUUGAUCACAUGUAUUUAAAGUUUGGCACAUUAUCAAUUUGGCCACAUAGGAAUGCUAUUAUAGAAAAAAUGCCAAAGGAAUACAGAAAAGAUUUUCCCAAGUCACUGGUUAUAAUUGAUGGUACAGAAUUUAAGACACAAUCACCAUGCGCCCUUGGAAUUCAGAGUCAGUUGUAUAGUGAUUACAAAUCAAACACAACAUUGAAAGCCCUUAUAGGAUGUGAUCCGAGUGGUUCUGUUAUAUUUAUUUCCGAGUUGUUUACUGGAUCCAUUUCAGAUAAGGCUAUAACUGAACAAAGUGGAUUUUAUGAACUUUUAAGUUCCUUGAAGGCGAAAGGUAUAAUAGAAGAGGGUGAUGCAGUUAUGGCGGACAAAGGGUUUACAAUAGAAAAGGAACUGAAAAAUAUUGGUUUAAAGUUGAAUAUUCCACCAUUUGGUGCCAGCGGAGCACAAAUGUCAGCUGCUGAUACCAGACAGACACUUAAAAUUGCAAAGCAUCGUGUUCAUAUAGAAAGACUAAUUGCAAAAAUUAAAAUCUUUCAAAUUUUAUCAAAUGUUAUUCCAACAAAUAUAUUUCAAAGUAUUAACAAGAUUUGGUCUGUCUGUUCCUUUCUAACAUUAUUUCAGGACAUCUUCGUCACAGACAAAUCUAAUUAAUGUUUAAAUGUGCAUUUUUGUCUGAUUUAAGUGCUUUCUUUCUAGUUAUGUUGUAAUAUGUUUCUUGAUUGGUGCUAUUACAUACAUGAACAUAUAUAUGUAAUAAUAAAAAU